AUGGGACCUUUUAAGAAGUACUAUAAUGACGAAAUAAGACGAUUUAUGCGUGAACAGGGCAGAAAAGUUACACAUUUUGAUAUCGUAGGACUAUUUACUAAGGCUUAUUUGAGGGUUCAAACUAGACAAAAUGGUUUUAAAGCCACAGGGAUUUAUCCGUUUGACAAACAUAUUUUCACAGAUGCAGAUUUUAUAGCUGGGAACUCAUCAUCAUCAGAGGAUCCAGUUGAAACUAUAAAUUCAACGACAGAAGAAACCCCAGGCGGAUCAACCAUGAAAUUCAAGCAAGCACAAGCCGAGCACUCGUUACUCCCUGGGAAAUAUCUCCACCACCAAAGCUACGAGAUCCUCCACCUAAUCGGAAAGGCCGGAAAACAAAGGCAACUGUUUUAA
Molecule: messenger RNA, 393 nt
Organism: Anastrepha obliqua
Lineage: Eukaryota; Metazoa; Arthropoda; Insecta; Diptera; Tephritidae
Exons: 3
Coding region: 1-393 (130 amino acids)
Source: RefSeq, a predicted model, not a curated record